Molecule: messenger RNA, 1154 nt
Organism: Tigriopus californicus
Lineage: Eukaryota; Metazoa; Arthropoda; Copepoda; Harpacticoida; Harpacticidae
Gene: RPA2
Product: replication protein A 32 kDa subunit-like
Exons: 4
Coding region: 102-881 (259 amino acids)
Biological process (GO): DNA replication; nucleotide-excision repair; double-strand break repair via homologous recombination
Cellular component (GO): nucleus; chromosome, telomeric region; site of double-strand break
Molecular function (GO): DNA binding
Source: RefSeq, a predicted model, not a curated record
CAUGUGGUGACACUGGAUGUGUUUGUGUACCAUUCGUUUUCCCGCUUAAAGGUGUUCGACUCAUUUCCAAAGUCUCAAGUUGGGCUCAACUCAUCUCAACUAUGUGGGAAAGCGGCGGUGGAUUCAUGACCGGUACCCCGGGGGGUGAAUCGGGUACGCCCGGAGGAGCCGGCGGAGCUGGUAAAAAGCAAAGGGCUCAAAAUGUGGUGCCCGUGGAUAUUGGCGAGAUUCAGUCCUUGGGCGGGGACCAAAUGACGGUGGAGGGUCGGGAAGUGGGCAUGGUGGUGUUGGUGGGGCGGGUGAAGCGCGUGGAUCACCAGGCCACCAAGAACACCUACACCAUCGAGGAUGACACGGGUACCAUUGACGCCGUUCAUUGGGUGGAUGAGGGUCAAGAGCACACGUCGUCGAAUGUAUCCGAGAAUAUGCAUUGUCGGGUGAUUGGUGCAGUUCGCACGGCCCAAGAUAAGAAGCAUGUGAUGAUCUUUAAGAUCUCGCAAAUUGAGAACAAAGACGAGAUCCAAGCUCACGGUCUGGAAGUCUUGCACGCCAAGCUCAUGAUUCGCAAACUUCAGAAUCAAGAGAAUACUAACAUUGGCAUGAACUCAAUGUCCAAUUCCAUGAUGAAUUUUGGAUCAAAUUCCACAGCCAUGCCCAAUAUGAGUACCGGAAAUACCUUUGGGAACGCCCAGCAGGACAUGAUUUACAAGGUGAUUGCGGCUUGCACGCGAGAUGAAGGGAUUGGUCGUGAGGAAUUGAUGGGACAACUUAAGGCCAAGGUCUCCAAGGUUGACUUGGACUCGGCAUUGGAUUUCCUCAGUGGCGAGGGCCACAUCUACUCCACCAUUGAUGAUGAUCAUUUUAAAACCAUUGACAGUUAAAGCGUCAGCUAGUUCAGUAUUAAAUUGUACCCGUUUAGCUACCUCGAGUCGUGGAGUUAUUUGAGCUCUGGGCGAUCCGUUUUACUCGUCAUGAAAUGGCAUUCAAUGAAAAACACCUAACGAUACGAUGAGGAAUUUGCUGAAGAAAGAUAACGGAGUCGGUCUGUCCAUUUUACUGAGGAUGGCACGAACUCCUUCUUAUUCAGCUUUUGAGCAAACCAUUCUGUACUUAUUACCCGUAUCUGGAAAAAUACAUGUGGCUGACCUGGCUCA